CGCGCAGUCUCUCGGUAGAGGACGUUGGAGUCACAGACGGGGAGCGCGCGCACGCAGACACGCACUUCACCGCUAAAAGAACCCAAAAAGCGAAGAACCAUGUUCUCCAGAAUCGCCAGACCCGCGGGCAGCCUCGCCAGGUGCCUGUCCACCUCGGCACAGAAUAAUGCGAAGGUAGCAGUUUUGGGGGCGUCCGGUGGGAUUGGUCAGCCGCUCUCUCUCCUCCUGAAGAACAGCCCGCUGGUCAGUGAGCUCUCACUGUACGAUAUCGCCCACACGCCCGGCGUCGCUGCCGACCUCAGCCACAUCGAGACCAGAGCCAAGGUCACAGGUUUUAUUGGUCCCGACCAGCUGGACGCUGCGCUGAAAGGCUGUGAGGUCGUCGUCAUUCCUGCUGGUGUCCCAAGGAAACCUGGGAUGACCCGUGAUGACCUGUUCAACACCAACGCCACCAUCGUGGCCAUUCUGUCCGACGCCUGCGCGCGAGCCUGCCCUGAGGCCAUGAUCUGCAUCAUCGCUAACCCUGUGAACUCUACCGUCCCCAUCACGUCUGAAGUGAUGAAGAAGCGCGGCGUCUACAACCCCAACAGAGUGUUCGGAGUGACCACGCUGGACAUCGUCAGGGCCAACACGUUCGUCGCUGAGCUGAAGGGUCUCGACCCCGCCCGGGUGAACGUGCCGGUUGUCGGAGGUCACGCUGGAAAGACGAUCAUCCCUCUGAUUUCACAGUGCACUCCUAAAGUGGACUUUCCUGCAGACCAGCUGUCCGCUCUGACUGGCAGGAUUCAGGAGGCAGGGACGGAGGUGGUGAAGGCCAAGGCUGGAGCGGGAUCGGCGACGCUGUCGAUGGCCUACGCCGGAGCUCGGUUCACCUUCUCUCUCCUCGACGCCAUGAACGGAAAGGAGGGCGUAGUGGAGUGUGCCUUCGUCAGAUCGGAAGAGACGGAGUGUAAAUAUUUCUCCACGCCGCUUCUGCUCGGGAAAAACGGCAUUGAGAAGAACCUGGGCCUGGGGAAGCUCUCGGCCUUCGAGGAGAAGCUGGUGGCCGAUGCGAUGGCUGAGCUGAAGGGCUCCAUCAAGAAAGGAGAGGAUUUUGUGGUGAACAUGAAGCUGUGAGCUCUUACUGUACAGAGUCCUUAUUUAUGUAGCUGUGACGCUGAACCAGCUGGAGGUUCUCCCUGAAACCGACUUCAUCUGCUCUCCAGACCGAUCAGAUCUAUCAGAACUCACUAUCAAUAAACAGUCUGCUUUCCCUAAUCAA
Pygocentrus nattereri (red-bellied piranha) is the source of this 1261-nucleotide messenger RNA. RefSeq names its product malate dehydrogenase 2, NAD (mitochondrial) (gene mdh2). Gene Ontology annotation, biological process: malate metabolic process; tricarboxylic acid cycle. Gene Ontology annotation, molecular function: L-malate dehydrogenase (NAD+) activity. The coding region runs from base 100 to 1116 and encodes 338 amino acids. Gene Ontology annotation, cellular component: mitochondrion; cytoplasm. The transcript is spliced from 9 exons. The record is from RefSeq and is a predicted model, not a curated record. NCBI's taxonomy places the organism in Eukaryota, Metazoa, Chordata, Actinopteri, Characiformes, Serrasalmidae.